This is a messenger RNA of Alnus glutinosa, 906 nucleotides long. Its product is annotated as transcription factor HHO2-like. Bases 411 to 716 code for a protein of 101 amino acids. Gene Ontology annotation, molecular function: DNA-binding transcription factor activity. Gene Ontology annotation, biological process: regulation of DNA-templated transcription. The transcript has 2 exons. The record is from RefSeq and is a predicted model, not a curated record. Lineage: Eukaryota; Viridiplantae; Streptophyta; Magnoliopsida; Fagales; Betulaceae.
GGCGUCGUUGACCGAAAUGCAAACGAUGGUGUUGACCCCUUUGGCCUUGAGCUACUUGGACUUGAAGACGAAGCCUGGGAGGUGCUUCUGGGAGCAGGUGGGGGUGAAGGCACCGGGGACGGCCAAGAGGAUGGCCUUCUCUUGUUCUUGGUGAGGUCAGAGAUGGUGGUGGUCUGGAGCUCGCCGGUGGGGUUGAGAAAACGGUGCUGUUAGUUUUGAAGCUCCUUGUUCUUCGUUGGUUCAGUGGAUGAACUGGUUUUUUGGAGUUUCUUAUUCUAUGUGCUCUGGACAAAAUAGCCUUUGUUCUUGUAUAUUAUUCGCUUCCUGCUUCUAUUUCUUCUCCCUCGAGCAUCUUCAAUAACACCGACCCAUAGAGCCUAGGCUCUUUCUCUCUGUAUGGAAUAUAUUACAUGGAGAAAAUGCAACACCAUGGUGGGUUGGGAUUCCGUGAGUACGUGGAUGCUCCAGAGAAAGAGUGCUACAAGAUCCAGAUGUUUCAGCGUGAGCUGUCUCUCAGCCUAGAGCUUGUGACCCAAGCUAUUGAGACGUGUCGGCAACAGUUGUUGGGGACGACAACGGAGAACAACUUGCAUGGGCAGUCUGAGAGUUCGGAGCAAACGACAUCGAAUAAAGUCCCUCCUCCGGUGUUCGAGGAGUUCUUUGUUGGUUCAAUAGAUGAACUAGUUUUUGAAGUUCCUGGUAUAUUUUUUUUUUGAGCUGCUAACAAAACGAUGCUGUUAGAGUUAGUCCUUCAACUCAACUCACGCCGUUAACGCCGACCUAUUUAAAGUCAUGCAUUAUAAAACUCCCACUAGGCAAUAGCUGUUGGUAAGGCGUGCUGUAGUCUAAAACGAUGCCGUUUUAGACUACAGCAUCUAUGCAGUACUUUUUAGUACCGCAUAGAAG